This is a messenger RNA of Salvelinus sp. IW2-2015, 739 nucleotides long. NCBI's taxonomy places the organism in Eukaryota, Metazoa, Chordata, Actinopteri, Salmoniformes, Salmonidae. The record is from RefSeq and is a predicted model, not a curated record.
AGGCCCAGAGGAAGCUGAUGCCAGAGACAGUAGUACCAGGGACCGUGCCUACAAAGUCCCCCACCGCCAUGCAGCUGACCAGGGAACUACUGAAAGAGAAGGGCAUCGCUGGGCUGUACAAGGGCCUAGGGGCCACACUGCUCAGGGAUGUUCCAUUCUCCAUCAUCUACUUCCCUUUGUUUGCCAACCUGAACACCCUGGGAAGAGAGGAGCCGGAGGGCCCCGCCCCGUUCUAUGUGUCAUUCCUGGGCUGUCUGGCUGGCAGCACGGCCGCUGUGGCUGUCAACCCUGUAGAUGUGAUUAAGACCAGAAUCCAGUCUAUGAACAGGGGGAGUACAGAGGAAACGUACAGUGGGGUGACUGAUUGUAUCAGUAAAAUCAUGAAGAACGAGGGUCCCUCAGCGUUCCUGAAGGGGGCGUACUGCCGUGCCCUGGUCAUCGCACCCUUAUUUGGUAUCGCCCAGGUGGUCUACUUCUUCGGCGCGGGAGAAUACAUCCUCAGCUUCCUGCCUGGCAACUAAGUGACAAGAACAUCAACCAUUCAGAUCUCUGCCUUUCCCUCCUCCCUUACAAAAUCACAACUACAUCAUGCACGGACCACACACCGCUAGGAUCCAGUCACCGCUAGGAUCCAGUCUCCUCUAGGAUCCCCGCUAGGAUCCAGUCCCCGCUAGGAUCCAGUCCCCGCUAGGAUCCAGUCCCCGCUAGGAUCCAGUCACCUCUAGGAUCCAGUCCCCGC